Lottia gigantea (owl limpet) is the source of this 4044-nucleotide messenger RNA. RefSeq lists its product as hypothetical. Bases 1 to 4044 code for a protein of 1347 amino acids. NCBI's taxonomy places the organism in Eukaryota, Metazoa, Mollusca, Gastropoda, Lottiidae. The transcript is spliced from 26 exons. The record is from RefSeq and is a predicted model, not a curated record. Gene Ontology annotation, cellular component: membrane.
AUGUAUGGAUUCCGUACUGGUCCACAAUCUGACAUCCAAACAACCAGUAGUGCUUUACAGUCAUAUGUACAGGCGUUAUUAGAGGCGGGGCCAUAUAGUCGUACUGUUAUCUCAGAAAUAACGUCUGACAGCGACACCACUCAUAAUAACGCCUAUGCUGAAGAAAAACCCAAGCAUUUUUAUAAAUUAAAAAUAUUACGACAAAAGUUUUUAAAAAUACGAUUUGAUCGGUUGUCUUUAUUAGCUGCCUUAGACAGGAACAUAUCAUAUAUAGAGACUCUGAUAACUGUGAUAAUGGCUGUAGCAGUAGGAGCAAUAGGGGCCCUGGUUCUAUCUUCGAAUUUCUACCAUGAAAUCUGGAUAUUUUUCUUCUGUUUAAAUCUGGCUGGUUGUCAGUACUGUCUGUUAAAGAGCGUGCAACCAGAUGCUGCUUCACCAAUGCAUGGAUACAAUCGACUCAUUGUUUUUAGCCGUCCAUUUUAUUUCUGUUUAUUUUGUGGAUUAUUGUUAUUGUUAAACUACUGUAGUCAGGUCGCUGGCAAUGAAGUUUUGACCUUAUAUGGAAUUUCGUUUCCAGUGAAGUCCUCUCUAAUAUUCACUACACAUCUUUUCAAAGUAUUUAUUUUAUGUUUCCCUAUUAUAUUUACUCUGGGCCUCCUACCUCAAGUUAAUACUUUUAUCAUGUUCGUAUUAGAGCAGAUAGACAUGAACUUCUUUGGAGGAAAUGCAACCACAAGCUUGAUCUCCUCAGUGUAUUGUAUAUGUAGAAGUUUUAUUGCUGUUGCUCUGCUUUAUGGUUUCGCCUUCGCAGCCUUACAGGUAGAUAUUGAGGCAGCUCAGAAUCCCAUCUUUUCCAUCUUCUCAGCAGUUCUAGUUUCUGUUUCGUAUCAUCUGAGUAGAAGUGCCAGUGAUCCCAGUAUAUUGUGGAUGUUUAUUAAAGAUUCUGUUUUUAAAACAGAAGAAAAAGAGAAAGAAAAAGAAGGAAAAGAAACAGAAGAUUUAAUAGAUCCGCUACCAGAUAAACUUAAAACUUGUGUUAGUGAACGGCUACAGUCUGAUAUGAUAGUAUGUGUAUGUGUGACUAUAUUAGUAUUUGCUAUACAUGUCAGUACUGUUUUUACUAGCCCAGUUUUACAUCCUGUAUUGAGUGAUAUACUAUAUCUACUAGCAGCUAGUGUAGGAUUUAUAAUACAUUAUAUAAUUCCAAUGUUACGUAAAGAAAUGCCCUGGUUAUGUUGUUCACAUCCGAUUUUACAAAGUAAAGAAAGGAAUUAUUUUGAAGUUAAAGAACCAGCCAAGAUAAUGUGGUUUGAAAGAUUAUAUUUAUGGUUAAGAUUUAUAGAGAGAAAUUGUUUAUAUACUGUGGUUUGUUUAUGUGCCUUGACAACAUCAGCACCUUCAAUAACCUGUAAAUUUAAACAUUAUAUGGGGCCAUUAAUAAUAGUUAUAUGUGGUUUGAAACUGCUGAGAUUUGCAUUCAGUGACACACCAAGACAAUAUAUGAUAUUAACAUUUACUAUAUUUUUCUUUAAAUACGACCAUCGUACAACAUCAGAAACCUUUCUUAUUGAUUAUUUCUUCAUGUCCAUCUUCUUUAAUAAGUUUUGUGAUUGGGUAUUAAAGAUGAAGUUUAUUAUAACUUAUAUAGCUCCAUGGCAGAUCACCUGGGGCUCAGCAUUCCAUGCCUUUGCUCAACCAUUUAGUGUACCUCAUUCUGCCAUGUUAUUUUUACAAGCUGUAAUAUCAGCCAUAUUUUCUACCCCAUUAAAUCCAUUUCUGGGUAGCGCCAUAUUUAUAACCUCCUAUAUACGCCCGGUUAAAUUCUGGGAACGUGAUUAUAAUACAAAGAGAGUUGAUCAUACCAAUACCAGACUUGCCUCACAGUUAGAUAGAAAUCCAGGUGCAGAUGAUAAUAAUUUAAACUCAAUAUUUUAUGAACAUCUAACCCGAUCUCUACAACAUAGUUUAUGUGGAGAUCUAAUAUUAGGACGAUGGGGUAAUUAUACCCAGGGUGAUUGUUUUAUUAUGGCCUCAGAUUACCUCAAUGCUCUAGUACAUAUCGUAGAAACUGGAAACGGUCUGGUGACAUUUCAACUUCGUGGUUUAGAAUUUAGAGGGACAUAUUGUCAACAGAGAGAAGUAGAAGCUAUAACAGAAGGAGUAGAAGAUAAUGAAGGAUUAUGUUGUUUUGAGCCUGGUCAUCUACCUCAUUUUCUCAGUUUAAACACAGCCUUCAACCAGCGCUGGUUGGCCUGGGAAGUUGUUGUUACCAAAUAUGUCUUAGAGGGUUACAGUAUCUCAGAUAAUAGUGCUGCUUCCAUGUUACAGAUAUUUGAUCUUCGAAAAGUUUUAAUAACUUACUACAUUAAGAGUAUAAUUUACUAUACAGUCCGCUCUCCGAGGUUGGUAGAAUGGUUAGAUAACUCCAGUAUUAUGGAGGCACUACAGACCACAACUAAUGAAGAUUAUGUUGACCUUGAUCCUACAUUUAAUAUCCAUGUUGAUGAAGACUAUGAUCCAAAGCUGUCUGGUAUAUCAAGGACCAGUUUCUGUCGAGUUUAUCAUAGCUGGAUACAAUACUGCGUUUCUAGAAGAGACAAGAGUGUAAACUGUGAGAAAGGCAGUGAUCUAGUAUCAUUAUGUUAUAGUCUCAGUUUAUUGGGUAGAAGAGCUCUAGGGGCUGCCUCACAGAAUGUAGCUUCAGCUAGUGUUGAUUUUUUCCUGUAUGGUUUACAUGCCUUAUUUAAAGGAGAUUUCCGUAUCACAUCUCCCAGAGAUGAAUGGGUAUUUGCUGAUAUGGAAAUGAUGAGAAGAGUUGUUGCCCCUGCCAUUAGAAUGUCUUUGAAGUUACAUCAGGAUCAUUUUACGUCACCAGAUGAAGAAGAUGAUGUGGAAUGUUUGUAUGAUGCCAUCACAAAUCAUGAAUCCAAUAUGGUGAUCUCACAUGAAGCUGAUCCUGCCUGGAGAAACGCUGUUUUAUCAAACGUCUCCUCACUUUUAGCUUUGAGACAUGUUUUUGAUGAAGGUUCUGAUGAAUAUAAAAUUAUUAUGUUAAAUAAAAGAUAUCUUAGUUUUAGAGUUGUUAAGGUCAAUCGUGAAUGUGUGAGAGGAUUAUGGGCCGGACAACAACAAGAAUUAAUAUUCUUACGUAACCGUAAUCCAGAACGAGGCAGUAUACAGAAUGCUAAACAAGCUUUACGGAAUAUGAUAAAUUCCUCUUGUGAUCAACCUAUUGGGUAUCCUAUCUACGUGUCGCCAUUGACAACAUCUUAUUCCUCGACACAUGAACAGAUUGGCGGUGAAUUUAUUUUAGCUAACGUCAAGCGAUUCUUCCAUCGAAUUUGGAGAAGAUUACGUAACCAAUGUGACACCACGUGUGUUGGAGGAAGUUCAGCGUUCCAUGAUGAUCUCCCUUAUACAGUUAGUCAUAGCCAACAGGUGGCAGUAGCUACCCUGGGCAAAUCUGAAGAAGGUAAACAUUUUAUUUUCAUUCUAUCCAAAUCAUGGGUUCCUUUUUAUUCCAUUGGUAUUAAAUGCAAGCUCCAUUUUCUUGAAAAUUUCAAUCCAAUUUACUCUUGUUUUAAAAUUUCAGUUUCUACUCCAACCAAUCAGGGUCAAGAAAUUCCUCUGCAGAAUCUAGGUAACCGUGGUAGUUUGAUAUCUACAGCUAGUUCAGCAAGUAAACCCAGUGCUCUAGCUUCAUUAGCUAACCUUAUAGUGGAUCCGUCAUCUUAUAAAGAUAUAACACCAUAUAGAGUCAGGAUAAUGGAUCCUAAUCAAGUUUACGACAAUUUAAAUCUGGGACGAAGAAUUGAUGUACAGUGGCCAAAUGACGAUUGGAAACAAAAUGGUGGUAAAAAUUCUUGGAAUGACUGGCGACCAUCUAAAGGUGUUGAAGGGACAGUGGUACAUCGAUGGUUACCUGGACAUCGUGACCUUAAUAAACGAUCUCAUGUUGAUAAAACGAUAUUAUUAGUGCAGAUUGGGGAACGAUAUGUGCCAGUAGCAGACGCUGGAGUCAUGGAUCUUGGUGCUGAGGUUUGA